Molecule: messenger RNA, 1688 nt
Organism: Daldinia decipiens
Lineage: Eukaryota; Fungi; Ascomycota; Sordariomycetes; Xylariales; Hypoxylaceae
Product: Ribokinase-like protein
Exons: 3
Coding region: 226-1479 (417 amino acids)
Source: RefSeq, a predicted model, not a curated record
CGUCAAAAAGUGAGGCUGCAUGCAGAAGCUCAGCCUGGUCGAUUAUUUUCUGCCUAUCAAAUAUUCCCUUGGACGUUGAGGCGCGAACCUUCUAACUGUUGCUCACUGCCACAUUUAAGAGGGCGGUCUAGGGUUGAGGUUCAUGGGUUCAUGCACUCCAAAAUCUACACCGACCAAUUAGAAUAUCAACUUAAGACUCGAGAAAGAGAGACAGAACGAUAAGCUAUGGAUGAUCAAAAUGUGCUCAAAACUGAGGAUGGCGAGACGCCUUCUCAAGAGAUAGACUUCGUCACUUUAGGAAUGUUUAUUAUAGAUGAAAUUGAAUACCAGCCGCCGCAACCCCCGGUGAGAGAUAUCCUCGGCGGCGCCGGCACCUACUCCGCCCUAGGGGCCCGGUUGUUCUCACCGCCACCGCUCUCAAACUCCGUAGGUUGGAUCAUCGACAAAGGUUCCGACUUCCCGGAAGCGCUAGAAGAUCUCAUAUCCACCUGGGAGACCUCCGUGCUGAUUAGACCUACGCCAGAGCGUCUUACUACCCGCGGAUGGAAUGGCUAUGACGAGCACCAGAACCGUGCUUUUCGCUAUAUGACCCCCAAAAAGCGUCUGACCGCCGAGGAUCUAACCCCAACUCUACUCGCAUCCCGCUCCUUUCACCUCAUCUGCUCGCCGACCCGGUGCCGUGAGCUGGUGUCCGAGAUCCGCGCUAGGCGGAGUGGUCUGACCAGCGCAGACGGUGGCCCAUUACCUAGGCCCAUCUUCAUCUGGGAGCCCGUACCGGAUCUGUGUACGCCGGAUGAGCUGCUGAACUGUACUAAUACUCUCCCUCUUAUCGACAUUAUUAGCCCAAACCAUUCCGAGCUGGCCGGCUUCAUGGGCGACUCAGGGUUAGACCCGGACACGGGUGAGAUCAGCACGAAAGCCAUCGAGCGGGCCUGUGAGCAGCUAUUAGGUUCUAUGCCGCUGCAGUCCUUCGCCAUCGUGGUCCGCGCCGGCGAGAAGGGCUGUUACCUAGCGCGGAAUGGUGGGCGAAAGCGCAAAGUACCCGGCAAGCAGCCGAAACGCAAGAAGCCAUCCGCCUUAUUACAUGGUGGCUUACAGCCGGACACGGAUAUGGAGGCGCUCUUCGCGGGGCUCCUGCAGGACCCUGAGGGCAUGGUCUCCCGCGAGGAGAUUGAAGUCGACCCAGGUGUCGAGCGUUGGCUCCCCGCGUACCACGCUGGCUCGCCCGACCGUGUCGUUGACCCCACCGGCGGUGGCAAUACUUUCCUCGGCGCCCUAGCCGUCGCCUUGGCAAGGGGGAAGAGCCUCGAAGAGGCAGCCGCAUGGGGCAGCGUCGCGGCUAGCUUUGCCAUCGAGCAAGUUGGCACACCAACGCUAGGCAAGAUCCAAGACGGGAAAGAAGGCGGCGAAACGUGGAACGGAGUCCGUGUCGACGACAGGUUCGAAGAAUUUAAAGACAGGCUGGCUUUUACUAGUUGAUUAGCGUGACGAAAUACCGAGAAAAAAACCCGAAGGGGAGGAAAAGAAAGAGUAUGGAUGUAUAGAUGGGUGGGUAGGCUAGAUGAAUUCAAGGAUAUGAUAUUUAUCUUGCGGAGACGCGAGGGUAAUAAAAAACGAGAGCGGGUGCGGCUUGGUAUAGAUCAUCAUGUCAAUCAAUUAAUCACGUUGGGGAUCUGGUAAUGGGGAUA